Molecule: messenger RNA, 2570 nt
Organism: Drosophila erecta
Lineage: Eukaryota; Metazoa; Arthropoda; Insecta; Diptera; Drosophilidae
Product: glutaredoxin domain-containing cysteine-rich protein CG12206
Exons: 5
Coding region: 807-2570 (587 amino acids)
Biological process (GO): sensory perception of sound
Source: RefSeq, a predicted model, not a curated record
GUAAUUUCAGCGGCUGCUGCUUUUUUGUGAGUUUCUUGAAAGCAAAAAUUAAAAAACCUCAACAACUGGCUUGAGAAAGAGUCGGCGAAUGGGCGGCAGACAGAGAGGGAACUAUUGUGGCGAAGAAGAAGAGGUAAAAAACAAUCCCUGGCAAAACACGCCAACCCAAAGCGACUUUGUUGCUGCGGUUUCAGUUGCCAGCGCGAUUUUGAAUGGGUUGUACGCGCGGCGAGUUCUCAAAACUUUUUCCAAGCCGAUAUCAAUCAAAUCAAAUAUCCGCGGAAUCCAAAAUCCAAAACCAAUGCAAUCAGAGUUGGUAAAAACAGCAGCGAAAAACCGAGACAAAAACACAAAAACAGGCAGCGUGCGUGUGCAAUAUAUGGAAAAUAUAGCCCAAUAAAAAUCACUGAAUGUGUAAAACUGUUUUUCCGAAUUGUUUGAUUUUUGUUUUAUUUUGUGUGUGUGUGUGUGUGUGUGUGUGGUAUGCUACCAAAUGAAAAUUGUGUGCAAUAAGCGGCGAAUGCAGGCCAGCAGCAACAACAACAACAGCACCAGCAAUAACAACAGCAGCAACUGCAGUUGCAACAAACUGCGGCAACACCAAUUGCUGCCAUCCUAUGCACACGGCAUUCUAACUGUACAGCUUGACUUGGCAGAGGCAGCAACAAGUGGUACGCACAGGAGCAACAUCAUUAGCCGGCACUUGAUUGCAUCAGCUUGGAGGCAGCCGCAAGAUAUAGGCACUGGAUAUCUGAAAUCGGAUAUCGACAACAGCAACAGCUACAACAACCAGAUGCUGCAGAACCAUGGCGGCAAUCACUAGCAAUGUGUCGCGUUUGGAGCCAAUGCGCGGUAUUUCCAUAAUCAUUGAAUCGCCAGAAGUGGCUGCGGCAACACCAGAAGCAGCAGCAGCAACAGCAACAGCAACAGCAGAAGCAGCCGCAUCAACACAAGUAGCACCAACUGCCAAGUGCAACAGCAACACUGAAAUGUCGCUCAAGUCCCAGGCUGGCAUGUUGCUGGCAUUUGGCGACACAGCAGCAGCAACCAAAGAUAAUUUGGAAACUAGUUACGACACUGCAGCCAAGUCGGCAGUAGCACCAGGGACCACCAAAAUCUAUCCGCAGCUGCUGCUGCGCAUUGGCGGAGAAAUUGCCGGUGCAACAGCAACAGCAACCGCAGCAACAUCGCCGACCAUAAUCAGCUGCAAUGGAGAAAUUGCCGCCAGUCAGACAGCAGCAGCAGCAACAGCAGCAGCAACAGCAGCGAACGCAGCAGCAACAUUGCAACACAACAACACAGUGAAGAUUCAAAUCGAAAGCCAGGGUCAGCCGCGGACACUGGGCAAGCAGAUAAGUGUGGUGAAGCUGAACGAGGGCGUGGAGGAGAUGCAGCAGCACCUGUGCUACUUGGUGGACACCAGUGGCCAGUACUCGCCCUGCGACACCUUGGACAGUGGCACGGGCAGCGAUCUGGAGGGUCAACCGCAGCCGCCGCCGCAGCAGCAGCAGCAGCAGCAAGUGAGGUCACCGCAGCUGGAGCUGCAUCUGCAGACCACGCGGCUGAAGGUCAAGGAGGAGGCGGAGGCGGAGGCGGAAGCGGAGGCGGAGAGGGACAGUCCGCUGGAGACGCCGAGUCCAGUUCCUCAGCGGGCCUACAGCCUCACCGAUGACAGCGAGGAGUGCGAUGAGAGCAGCAACUCCUCGCUGAGCUGCGAUUCCCUGCACUCCGGCGGUCUGCUGCCCACCACCCUGCUCCGGGACAUUCGACUCCGAGAACGAGAGUCCGGUCCGUUGGUCACCAAAAUCGACGGCAGACCGCUGCAAUUCGAAACGGAUGGCUAUUAUAACUUCCAUGUGCGCGAGCAUGAGAAUUUCCGCAGUUUUGGCUCCAAUUCCUCCACGGAGUACGAAGCGCAGAACUUUUCCGAGGAGCAGCCGGGUGAGAACUUUGCUGGCUUUCGGGACAUCCGGACGGAGGGCAAACUAACCGCCAACUCGACGAUUAGAUCCGCCAAGGGCACUGUGAGGGGCGUCAAGAAUCGUGUGCGCAAUGGAGUAGCCACCUUCUUGCAGCUGCAGCAGCCCAAUGUCAAGAACUACAUGGAGAAGGACCUGGGCAAGGUGGUUUUGUACACCACGAGCAUGGGAAUCAUCAGGGACACAUACGCCAAGUGUGCCAAUGUCAAACAGAUUCUGCGCACACUACUAAUCAAAUUCGAGGAGAGGGACAUUUUUAUGAGCGUGGAAUACCAGCAGGAAAUGCGUGAAAGGAUGCACGACGAGACCAUCCGGGUGCCACAGCUCUUCGUCGAGGGUCAGCACAUCGGGGAUGCCGACGUCGUGGAGCGACUGAAUGAAAGUGGCGAGCUACGACAGCUGCUGAAACCGUACAAAUCGAUCGCCACUGCGUUUACGUGCCAGACGUGCGGCGGAUAUCGCCUGCUGCCGUGCCCCUCGUGCAGCGGAUCCAAGAAGUCGGUGCACCGGAACCACUUUACGGCGGAGUUCGUGGCCUUAAAAUGCAUGAACUGCGAUGAAGUCGGGCUGGUAAAAUGCCCGAACUGCUGA